Antechinus flavipes (yellow-footed antechinus) is the source of this 801-nucleotide messenger RNA. It is a transcript of the gene NHP2, whose product is annotated as NHP2 ribonucleoprotein. Gene Ontology annotation, biological process: snRNA pseudouridine synthesis; rRNA pseudouridine synthesis. Gene Ontology annotation, molecular function: box H/ACA snoRNA binding. The transcript is spliced from 4 exons. The coding region runs from base 177 to 560 and encodes 127 amino acids. Gene Ontology annotation, cellular component: box H/ACA snoRNP complex; nucleolus. The record is from RefSeq and is a predicted model, not a curated record. NCBI's taxonomy places the organism in Eukaryota, Metazoa, Chordata, Mammalia, Dasyuromorphia, Dasyuridae.
GCGGCCACUUAACCCGGAAGUUAUUCGCGUGUUGGCUCCCUCGCGCUUCGGGAGAAUCUGAAGCUUAAGGUCUUGAGAGCCUGAGGUGCUGCAGAGAUGACCAAAGUAAAGAAGAAGUGGAGGAAUCGGAGGCGGCGCCGGAGAGUUCCGGGGGUCCAGAGCGCACAUACGAGGAGAUGCUGUUGAAUCUGAACCCCAUUGCGCAGCCCCUCGCGUCCCGACGCCUGACUCGGAAGCUGUACAAGUGCAUCAAGAAAGCCGUGAAGCAGAAGCAGAUCCGGCGAGGUGUGAAGGAAGUUCAGAAGUUCCUUAACAAAGGAGAAAAGGGGAUUAUGGUUUUGGCUGGGGACACAUUGCCCAUUGAGGUAUAUUGCCAUCUUCCUAUUAUGUGUGAGGAUCUGAGUAUGCCAUAUGCCUACGUUCCCUCGAAAACGGAUCUGGGAGCAGCUGCUGGCUCUAAGCGCCCAACUUGUGUAAUUAUGAUUAAGCCACAUGAGGACUACCAGGCAACAUAUGAUGACUGCCUAGAGGAAGUAGAAUCUCUUCCAGUCCCCUUGUAAAGAAAAGUAGUGUGAUAUUCAUGAUGAUUUAAGAGUUCUUUCUUGAUUGCAAAAGACAGUGGUGCAAGCAAACUGUUUCAUUGUGUCUCCAAAGGACAGAUGUCCAUCAUCUUCCCACCAGCAUUCCUAGAGUUGUUUUUUUUUUGUUUUUUUUUUAAUGAUAGCUCAGACAGUAACUUCAGCCAGUAAUGAUUGUCAAGGUUAUUUCUUACUAAGCGGUAAAAUAAAAUUUUGAAAAAUA